CUCUACUUCAAGUCACAAUUUCACUUAACAAAGUUGAGCUCAGUGUGGGUGAAUCCAAGUUCUUCACAUGCACAGCCAUUGGUGAGCCUGAAAACAUAGAUUGGUACAAUCCACAAGGAGAGAAGAUUGUUUCUAGUCAAAGAGUGGUUGUUCAGAAAGAAGGCGUUCGGUCACGUCUAACCAUUUAUAAUGCAGAUAUAGAAGAUGCUGGUAUAUAUCGGUGUCAAGCAACAGACGCUAAAGGACAAACUCAGGAAGCUACCGUUGUUUUGGAAAUUUAUCAAAAGCUCACUUUCCGAGACAUAGUAUCUCCACAAGAGUUCAGGCAGGGAGAAGAUGCAGAAGUUGUUUGCCGUGUUACUAGUUCACCUGCUCCCAUUGUCAGCUGGUUGUAUCGGAAUGAGGAAGUCACAACUAUUGCUGACAAUCGAUUUGCAGUAUUAGCAAACAAUAAUCUCCAAAUUCUUAAUAUCAAUAAAAGUGAUGAAGGAGUAUACAGAUGUGAAGGAAGAGUGGAAGCCAGAGGAGAAAUUGACUUUCGGGACAUAAUUGUUAUUGUGAAUGUUCCCCCUGCAAUUACUUUGCUACAGAAAUCCUUUAAUGCCACUGCAGAUAGAGGAGAGGCAAUAACUUUGUUCUGCAGAGCCACUGGAUCACCUCCACCUGAAAUCAGUUGGUACAGGAAUGGCAAACUUAUUGAAGAAAAUGAAAAAUUUAUGCUGAGAGGAAGCAAUACAGAACUAACAAUAAGAGAUAUAAAAAAUACUGAUGCAGGUCCUUAUAUCUGUAAUGCUAAAAACAAAGCAGGAAAUGAUAAAAAACAGACUUUCCUUCAAGUUUUUGUACAGCCUCAAAUAAUACAACUUAAAAAUGAAACCACGUUUGAGAAUGGGAAAGCCACCCUCAUCUGUGAAGCAGAAGGAGAACCUAUCCCAGAGAUUACUUGGAAAAGGGCCAUGGAUGGAAUAACUUUCUCUGAAGGUGACAAG
This is a messenger RNA of Leptosomus discolor (cuckoo roller), 989 nucleotides long. NCBI's taxonomy places the organism in Eukaryota, Metazoa, Chordata, Aves, Leptosomiformes, Leptosomidae. The record is from RefSeq and is a predicted model, not a curated record.